AUGAAUCGCCUAACCACUCGUCCUAUCUUCUUCUCCUCCUCAUCCUGCCUCCUCCUCCCCCGCAACCUGAACCUGAACCGCCGCCGCCUUCUCAGCACCUUCACAUCGCGACUCUUCAAGCUCCCACCACAACCACUCCAACCACCCAGCUCUUCACACCACAAUCUACCCACCUUCCUCGCGCAUACCUCCCGCAACAACAUUCCCCAAACAACAACUACCUACAUCGGCACCCACUACGAAUACACCGUCCAACAGGCCCUCCGCGCCUCCUCCUUCCACCUCCACCGCACCGGCGGGCGCUCCGACUCGGGCAUCGACCUCCUCGGCACAUGGCACCUACCAGGCCACGAGCACCCGCUGCGAGUCCUCGUACAAUGCAAAGCGAUGAAGACGAAGCUAGGUCCGAACCUAGUGCGCGAGCUCGAAGGCACGCUACGACGCCAUGCGCCGGCGGGGUGGCGCACGGGAAACCAGGUCGGCGUGCUCGUUAGUACAAGGGAGGCGACGAAGGGGGUUCGUGAUGCGUUGAGCAGGAGCGAGCAUCCGGUGCUUUGGAUGAUGGUUGAUUAUACGGGGGUGUUGAGGCAGGUUCUUUGGAAUGGGAGGGUCGAGAGGUUAGGUGUUGCGGGGGGUUUGGGGGUGGAGAUGAGGUAUUCCUCUCCUUCGUCUUCCGAAGGGUCUGUGGAUGCAAGCGAGGGGGACGGUGAGGUGAAGAAGGAGGUGGUGUUGACGUGGGACGGGGAGGAGAUGGAGCAUAUGGAUUCGGUGGAGGAGAGGAUGGCGCGGUUGGAGGCGCAGUGGAUGGCCGUUUGGGGGUUAGAUGGGGCCGGCGAUGCGAGGUAUACGCGGUCGGAUGUGCUAGAGGCCAUUGAGCAGCUGUAUCCGGCGGAGAAGCCACUUCUCUACGGGAAAGGGGGCUGCUGUUUGCUGUCGGAGGAGGAGAGGGCAAAGGUGCGCCAGCUGUUGGAGUCGAGGGCAUGGCCGGUCUGA
Molecule: messenger RNA, 993 nt
Organism: Aspergillus melleus
Lineage: Eukaryota; Fungi; Ascomycota; Eurotiomycetes; Eurotiales; Aspergillaceae
Exons: 1
Coding region: 1-993 (330 amino acids)
Cellular component (GO): mitochondrion
Molecular function (GO): nucleic acid binding
Source: RefSeq, a predicted model, not a curated record